GAUCCAAAUAAAAAAGCUGGAUCUAGUGACUUUAAAUGUGGUUUCAAAAGGGGAAAGUUGGGCCUUGGCUGAGAUGUGUACUUGAUUCUACUUGGUUACACAUUCCAUCGCGGUUUUUAUUUUUAGUAAUAUUAUAAACAGCACAUUUGUGUGUUUUUUCUCAAUUUAUAAGAACACACAGUGAUUUGGUUGAAGAUUGUAAACCAUGCAUGCAUCACAGCCUCCUCUCAGCAGAGUCAGGAGCUGAUCCAAACAUGCUCCUUCCCACCAGUGACACUCAGUGGUUUUAACAGGAACAGUCAGAUGAGGGACUCCGGCUUUCUUUUUUUUUAACAUCCCAGAAAUACAGAUGAGAUGAAUAUAUCAGCAAUUAACUUCUCCUUCGUUAAGUUUUUUAUUAAGUUUUUAAUUUACUUUCAUUAACUAGCAUUUAAUAAGCUAUGGGCUGGCGGUUGUAGUUUUAACGUCCCAGUGCUCUAAUGGUUUUCUCUGCGGAGCCUUUUCACACCAGGCACUGCAACUUUCAACCAUGCAAAAAAAACAACAACAUAUGACUACUGGAGUCCAUCUUGUGAUGAGAUCACACUGGCCCCUCAUCAACACGUUGCAUCAUGGGUACUCGGGAGUCAUCGCUGCAUUAUUGACAAGCAUCACAGCUGGUGUGAUCUCAUUCAAAGAUGGUCCCUGUAGUUUGAUCUAAUGUCUCAGAGAAUGAACUGUGGCCUUAAAACGAGGGCUGGAGUGGGGAGUGGGGGGGCAGCAGCAGCAGCAGCCACUUCUCUACUUCCUGUUCUAUUAAAGUGUCGUCAUAAGCAACGACCAUGACUCAGCGUGAACGAUGCCAGGACGUAAAAAACUGAUGUGAUUCAGCCGUAAUUAGUUUAAAUGUGUAAACACGUGUUUUUCCUGCUGUGACACGUCUAAGUGAAAUGUCAGUGACUAUUAAUAGACAUGGGGGAGAUAUUUUUUGGAGAUUUGAUUUUUUAUCCUGACCUCAAAUCUGAUCAACAGACUGUUUACUGAUUGUUUUUUUUCUCACUGUCUGCUCUAUGUGUGUGUUGCACUUUUCCUAGUAUAGGCCUUUUCCCCAGUUAUCGUCAGUCUUCCUAGAAGGAGCCUGUAUCAUGUGAAUGCAGCCAGAUGAAGAAAGAAAGAGGAAAAAAUAGUUUUGUGACCUCAGCUCUAUCUAUCCCCCUCUUACCUCUAUCCCACAACACACACACAACCGAGCCGUAUGCAGCAGCGGUGAAUCAAGGUUCCUGUUUAAUGGGUAAACACAAAUCAGUGGUCUGGCGCAGGUCACUCACCCAGCCUGCAAUCAUGUCCUGUACGCUACAUGAGUCACCGCACAGGCCGACCGUGGACACGCAGAUAUAAAAUAUACUAACUGAACCUUUUCUUCUACUUUCACCGAGCACUUCUCUCCCGUGUCAUCUGCUUACAUCCCGUGUUUUCUCACCAUCCCAUAUUUCUUCCCUGUGAGUCACAGCCACACAGCCAUGAAGGCCUCCUGAGGAUCAAUAGCUUGCAUGACAUGUUUGCCCUCUGGACCUUGGGACAGCCUGCCAGCACACACACACACACUGUUGCAGAGUCUGCAGGCCACCCACGGGCUCCGGACACUGUGCGCUGGGAGGCCUGGGUGGGUGAAUGCACUGAAGGAUGGCCGUGCUUUGCAAAGCCGUGGCAGACGGACUGCUGCUCUCUUUGAGCCUGGCUCUGCUGGGGUGGGGAGCCGAGGGGCAAGGGAACGGACGUGGAAUGAGAGAAGUGUCGGGCGGGUCCACUGUCUACCUCAGCCAGGACAGAGACAUCUGGAGGCCACUGAUCCACACAACAGUCAACCUCAGUGAGGUCAGCAGCAUCAAGUCGUCCUUCCAGCUACGGACGUUUGACCCAGAAGGCGUCAUUUUCUACGGAGACACCAAAGACGGAGAGGACUGGUUUGUUCUGUCCCUGAAAGACGGCAUCCCUCUGAUGCAGAUGAGGAAAGAGGACAUGCUGGUCAGCGUGGCAGGAGGCCCCAAACUCAACGACGGGAAGUGGCACACGCUGGAGGUGAGCAACAAGGGGCAGUUUGUGAUCCUGGAUGUGGACGGCUCCAGUGGGCUGGUGGUGGGCCUGCAGUCCAAACUGAUGGAGGAGGUCAUUUCAGGGAAACUCCGAAUGGCUCUAGGCGGGAUCCUGAUCAACAAGGACAAGAUGAUUGUGGCGUUUGAGCCGCGCAUGGACGGCUGUGUGCGGGAAGGCAGCUGGCUAAACCUCAACAGCCCCUGGGAGAUGGAGGCCAGCGAGCUCUGGCCCUGCCAUGAAAACAUCCAGCCUGGCAGCUACUUCCCCGGCUCUGGAGUCGCCAUCUUCGACACGUCAGUUUUCCCCUUUGACGAGGUCGAUGGGGUCAGGUUUGAAGUGGCGGGAGAUUUCAGUCACAUGGAUGGGACCAUUUUCAGCAUCAAGGCUCCUGGGCGAGAGCUGACGGUCGCGUUAGUGGCCAACAACAACACAAAGGAGGUCACGCUCACUGUGGGCGAACAAAGGAUCAGCAUGAGCAAAACUUUACAGAGACUGGUGCUAACGUUUCAACCAGAGUUACUGCAAGUGUUUCAAGAGGAACCCAAGCUCACUGAGGUAGAUCUCACUGAGGUAGAUCUCACUUUACUGAGAAACCCUGGUGUUUGGAGCACAUGGAGAGAGGGACGUCUGGCCAUUGGAAGUCUCCUGGGCGAAGGUGACGACAACGUUGGCUCCCACUUCUUGACGGGCUGUCUGAAGGAAAUCAAGGUCCAAGGGAAGGACCUGGAUCUGGAUUUAGCCAUCACACUGAAGUCAGUCUCCUCCCACAGUUGCCCUGCGUAGAAAGUUUGCAUGUACAAUAUGUGGAACAGAUGUUUGCAGGUGGACACCACGUAUGUUAAGUGCAAAAUUUUUAACAAUAUGUAAUGCUGUUCACUAUAACCUGAUAACCGCUAAACUUUCUGAUCAGGCGGCUAAUACUCAUUCUUCAGCGGAAUGUGGGAUUUGUAUGUUUUAACCUCUACAGCGAUGAGAAUUUUCUAUUAAAUAGAAAUAGAAAUAUCUUGCACUAGUCCUAUUGUAACAGAAUAUGCAGAUUCAUCUGUGGAAUAAAUGUGAGUGAUUCUCUGACGUUGCAACAGUGUAUUUCUGCAAUUUGGGACAAAUAAACGUUAACGCUGCUCUGAGGAGA
Molecule: messenger RNA, 3205 nt
Organism: Hippoglossus stenolepis (Pacific halibut)
Lineage: Eukaryota; Metazoa; Chordata; Actinopteri; Pleuronectiformes; Pleuronectidae
Gene: shbg
Product: sex hormone-binding globulin
Exons: 8
Coding region: 1663-2856 (397 amino acids)
Molecular function (GO): steroid binding
Source: RefSeq, a predicted model, not a curated record